AGACUUUCUGUCGCACGCCACCAGAACGUCCACCGGCUCGAAUAUUAAUCGUUCGGAUCACGCUAGACGCCAUCAGCUGCUCCGUGGGCACUAAAAUGGCGGCGUAGCGUUUUCGUUUUAGCGUAGCGGGGCUAGCUCACUGGAAGCUAACGAUUAGCAUCAUAAAUGUUUGUUUUGCGUUUCAAUGACUGAAGAAAGCAGCUACAAAACUGUUGCCGUGUGUGCGUCGGUGCAUUUGUGGAAAGGUCUCGACGUAGCUUUGUGUCAUGCAAAACACAAAAGACAACGUCAAGUAAAACCUAUGCAUACAUGGACUCCAUAAAGUGAUUAAUGAAAAUCGCUUUCCACUUUGUGGCGUGAACUGCUGUAAAAAUAACGACUUACAUGUGUUCUACCGAGUUGGCCUUUGAAUAGAGUCUGUUUCAAGCCUAAACAACAGAGGGCGCCAGUGGGCAGCUUGAUCAUUCUGGCUGGCUGAAAAACCGCAAUAUCGAAAAACCAGAUACAAACAUGUUUUUUUCCCGUUUUACCCCUCCUACACACUUUAAAUACAUUUAAACUCCUUCAAAUAGACUUAAACUUGUUGAAAAAUACUUUUGAAAGUAUUCCAUAGAAUGUCACGAAAUGGAUCAUUGUAUAACAUUGUUAAUGUUCAAUUGUUUACAUACACUGUUUUAUUUCAUGCAAACAUUUGUAGAGCUUUUUUUACUUUAUUAAUUUGUGCCAUACACCAAACAAGAUGCCCAGGCCUCACAGACUUACAAGGCACCAAAAUACAAGACAAAUAAGAGCAAUGAAGCGGUGUCGAGAGCAACUCAUCACCGUAGCCAUCAGACAGGAACAAAUCAAAUUUUGAAUAGAAUGUUGCUUAUCGGCUAAUAGACCUUCCAGUCCUUAUUAAACAUCAACUUGAGUCAAACAUAACGCGUCCUCUUCCACAGUUGAAAGGCAAUCAAUGCAAAGCAUGCAAGAUGAAAAGCUUUUUGUGUAAAGAAAAAUGCGUGCGAUGAGCGCGGCGGCAGGAGAGCAGGACGGCGCCGCGCCGGAGACGCUCAAGUCGCUCACACUGACGCAGGACAGCGAGGCCAGCGUCGUACUGCGUUGCCCCGCCGGCGCUACGUCGCCGCCCUCGCCUCCGCCCUCGCACGCACGACAAUACGGCGCUCACGUGCGCAUGCGUGCAGAUGAAGAGGGCGAGCCGCCGACCAAGAAAGCCCGCGCCUCGCCGGAAGGUUCCGACGCGUCCUUUUCUCUCAUCGCGAUGCCGGCGGCCGAGACCCGCAAGAGCUUCGAGGUUACCAUGACGACAACGGCGCCGGACGACACCGCGGCUCAGGAGGGCGUGGCGCAGAUUCAGGUCCUGUGCGACGACAGCGGCGCCGCUCUGUCGCCCGACGACAAGGCGGAAGUGUCGGCCGUCAGUCAGGCCUGGUUCACCACCAAAGAAGACAAAGACACCCUCGCCAACAAAGGUCACAAGUGGAAACAAGGAAUGUGGUCCAAAGAGGAGGUCGACAUUCUCAUGAGCAACAUCCAACAAUACGUCAAGGGUCGCGGCAUCGAGGACCCGGCCGAAAUUAUCUUCGAGAUGUCCAAAGAGGAGCGCAAAGACUUUUACCGCUCGGUGGCGUCGGGCCUCAACAGGCCGCUCUUCGCCGUCUACAGACGAGUCCUGCGCAUGUACGACAACCGCAACCACGUCGGCAAGUACACCCCAGGAGAGAUAGAGAAGUUGAAAGGGCUGAGGGAUCGCCACGGCAACGACUGGGCGACCAUCGGCGCGGCGCUGGGCCGCAGCGCCUCGUCCGUCAAGGACCGCUGUCGGCUGAUGAAGGACACGUGCAACACGGGCAAGUGGAGCGAGGAGGAGGAGCGUCUUCUGGCCGAGGCGGUGUACGAGAUGGCGGGCGUGUCUCCGGGCUCGGCGGUGACAGGGGGCGUGUCCUGGGCCUCGGUGGCCAACCGGGUGGCCACGCGCUCGGAGAAGCAGUGCCGCUCCAAGUGGCUCAACUACCUCAACUGGAAGCACAGCGGCGGCACCGAAUGGACCAAGGACGACGACCUCCACCUCACCCGCAGGAUUUUGGAGCUGGACGUGAAAGAAGAGAACGAAAUCAAGUGGGAAGAUCUGGCGGGCGGCUGGAGCAGCGUGCGCUCGCCUCAGUGGCUGCGCUCCAAGUGGUGGAGCAUCAAGAGACAAGUGGCCAAUCACAAGGGGAUCCCGUUCCCGGUGCUGCUCAAGGCGCUCCACGAGGUGAUGAUGUCAUCCUCGCAGUCGGCGGGCGGAUCGUGCAGCCCGUCCUCCGUCUCCUCGCUGCAGAUCCGCGUGGGUCGCUUGGAGGAAAGCGGUGGCGGCUCGGCGGCGCUGCAGAUCCCGCUGCAGAUCGCGCACCUGGACUCUUCGGCGGCCGGCGGCGAGGUUGACACAAUCACGCUGAACGCCGGCGCGCUACAGGCCUUUGAGAUUAUUCCGUCAUUUCAGCUGCAGCCCACCAGCACGCCGGGCACGUACUUGCUUCAGACCACGUCCAGCCAGGGUCUGCCCCUCAGCCUGGCCAGUAACAACACAGUUACCUUGACGACGAGCUCCUCCUCCGCAUCCCACGAGCACAUCAUCUUUCACAGCCUGGCGACGGACGGCCUGUGCGCCAGCGAUGGCGUCAUCAUCCAGACGGUGGCGUCAGAGUCGCUGAUCGUGGAGACAGAGGGACGGCGGCAGGAGGAACGUCUCGACACUUCCGGUCUUCUGGAACAUUCGGAAAAAGACAGUGAGGAGCCAAUGACGGACGGCUUCACUGACAAGCAGCUUACUUCGCCCGCAGCCGAGGUGCAUUCUGGGAUAGCCGCUGGCGGCGCCGUCCUGAUCGUGUCCCCUCCCAAUGUGGGCAGCACGCUGACAGAUCCCAUCUUGGAGAACCAGGAUGGGUGCGACUAGGACCAGGAGCUUGGGAAGUCAAGCUUGUUUUUUUUUUUUUUUUUUUUUUUUUUUUUUUAAAUAUAUGAAGACUUUUUACAAGUGCCAAUUUUUCAAAAUAACGACAACGUUUCUGGGCUUGUGAUGGAAUGAAGAAGAAAUGGUGACUCGGUUGAGUUCAGGUUACAGGUUAUUUAUUUCUUCAAAUAUUAAAUAAAAACAAAACGAAAACAUGGCUUUGACAAUCCUAAAGUCGUCGUGAGCUUUUACUCUUCGGGCUCAUUUUCUCGUGUGGGAACAGAGAAAACGCUAAAAGUGUCAAAUGUAAAAAAUAAAACUCCUUUGUGGUGUUUUGGUUGGAGCACAUAAGCGCAAGAAGUGUUUAUUCAUAGUUGGAAGUGCUGAGGUACGCGUGUUUUCUCCAUUCUUCUCGACAACCUAUCACAAGGCUCUGUGUACCUUUUGACUAGAGCUUGCGAUUAGAAAUGCAAACACGCCGCCCUGCUAAGCUACCUGGAAUGUGCGGAAAGAGUUUACAUUUGGCAUAGAAGAAAAUAAAGUUGCAUAAUUAGGUUCGCCUUGGGCUCUGUGCCACGGAAAACCGUUUCAGGAUUUUUCUUAUCCUUGAUAUCCAGCUUCAUCUAUGUACUAGUAUACUCUUUGUCCUCACUAGUAAGACAAUUCAGCGCACUAGGAGAAAAUCGUAGUUUUGUAUCCACUACUGUAUGGCAAACUAGUAGGACAACUACAUGCUACUAGUGAGGCAAAACUAUGGACUGGUGGACAUCUGCCCACUACUAGUACAAGUAGUAAAACGCUAGGUGUUAACUCAUUGAAUUUUAUGUCAGUAGUGGUACUAGUCACACAUGGAUGUCAACUAGUGGCUCACUGGUAAUAUGUACAGUCGUUUUCCUACUCUUGAGGACAAAGAGCCUACGAGUGAAGCUGGAAAUCAGCAUCAUGAAAAGCCUCACGAGUAAGACAAAUCUAGCGCACCAGUAGAACAACUGUCUUACAUAUAACAUGUUUUCCACUACCCUAGGACAUUUCUGUACACUUGUAAGACAACUUUGGCAUAAUACUAGAACUACAUGUUGAUUGUGAGGCAAAACUACUCGUAGACAUUUUAGUGCUACUAGUAGAGUGCAGUUGGCUACUAGCGUGUAACAUGACUAGUGUUUCUGUUGCAGCACUUUAGUUUACCCGUAAUGUUUAAAUGCAUAUUAGCAGGUCAAAAGUGUUACUAGUAGUGGAUUUUUCUCUCUUCUUUUUUGUAAGACUGUCGUUCUACUAUGGUGCUAAAAUGUCUUACUAGUGAGGACAACGAGUGAACUAGUACCUAAGCUGGAUGUCAAGAAUAUGGGUUAAAUGCUGAACCGCUUUCCAUACUGUGUCCCCUCCUACAAGUCUGGCUGCCGUCGCCAUGGUAACAGCAAGCCAAAAAAGCCACAGAGUUAAAGGGCUGGCUUCAUUGUGUCGUUUGUGAGGCUCAUCAGACAAACGACAAACAGCUGCGGGACAGGAGUGCUUUUAUGUCUCGCUUUCCCAGUGUGUAAACACGUCCGGUCCGGUCCAUCGAGAGGUCCCGUCCGUCCGGCGCGCCUCGCAGUCCCGGCGCACGUCGACGGCUCACCUGACGUCGUGGAAGUAGAGGUUGGCACACAGACACAGCAACACGAUGGACGCCAGCUUGUAGUAGAUCAGGUUACGGAAUUUGGGCUCCAGGUCGCCUUGGCGGUACCAGAAGAUCUGAGAGGAAAGGAGCAAAUGAACCGUUUUGUUUACGGAACUGACAAAGAGGGUUUUUGCGUGCGUACCAACAAUAUGGUGGAUCCGCAGGCGAGCAGGAUGCAAACGGCGAAGAAAACGUUGAGCGGGCGCGGAGGCAACGAAGGGAACACGAAGGAGCUGAUGACUGUCACCUGCAAGGUAAACGCAUCAGUCAAUCACGUCAUCAUUCACUGCAUCCGGCAAGUCUUCAGGGCGCGUUACGGCCUGAGUUCCAAAAGAAAGAAAUCCAAACUUAUCAUAAAGAAGAAUGGAUUCAAUUCAUCUUUUUCUUACAGCUGUAAUACAGAUGUGGAAAAAGUGAAGAGCCGUGACUACUUAAGUGUUCACUGGGCUUCUCCUAUACAGAUGUUUAGAAUUUUGAAGAUAAGAGUAUAACAAAGUACAACGUAGCGUUAUAUAGAGCAACACUUCAAGCAUUUUAAACCAAGUACUACUUAAAAAAAUGCUUAGGUCUCAAAGUACUGCCAUUAUAGUGAACAUUACAAUACAGUUGCAUUGUAGGCUUAAAUGCUAAUAUGCUUAUAUUAAACAUAAAAGUUUUUAAAAAAUAAAUAAAAUGCGCCUAGAUAACUGUUCAAAAACAAACAGACACAACUGAAAUGUAUUGAAAAAAUGUGCUCGACUGGAUGGAAAAAAAAGUUCAAGCCCCUGCAGCAUGAUGCCGUUUGAACAUUACCACUGUGCUGAAAUGUCGUAACAGAAAAUUGUACUCAAAAAAGUACAAAACAAAACGAUGGAAAUAAAUGUUUAAAGAUUCCAUUAACAUAUUUAUAGGAGAAAAAUAUUUUUGGGACCAAUUAUGUGAAAUUGGAUCACUUCCCUGACGAUCUUGAAAUUUAAAAUCUUUGUCAUAUUAAAAAAUGCCUUGCUAUAAAUCACUGUUUAUAAAAAGAAAACUGUAAAAUGUAGUGAGGCCUAAUCUUAGGAAUACAAAGUGCUGACUCAAGUGUUUUAGGAAUAAAAAACAGCUGAGUGGAUGUUAAGACAAAUAGCUGACACUCACAAAACCACACGCACGCACACACGGCGAUGCGCACAUACCAGCACAACAAGAGCCGUAAAUCCUCCCACUGCCAAGUUGAUAAUGCGAUCCUGGGACAAAAAAAAUAACUUGGAUCACGUGACGAACAUCAAAUCAUUCAGCGUUUCCAUGGCAACACAUGACUACAUGGAGAAAAAGAAUAUAGGCCUGUGAGUAUUUUUUUUUUAGUCUGUCUCCAUGUGUUGCUGCACCAUUUGUGUUAGUUUUGUAACACCGUGUCAUUGAUGCUUUUCGCAAGUCCAUGUAUGGCGUGUUAGCAUUAAGCUAACAGGACUUUGCUGAGGCCAAGCUAUUCAACAUUUCUUCCCAUGGAAAUUUACUGGAAAGUCAGCGAGCGCCAUCCUACCCGUGCCGACGUCUCCCCGAACAGAGGUCUGUUGUCCAGGCCGCUGGUGCCGUACGUCCUACUGCCGAACUCGUCCAUGGCUCGCACGUACGCCACUCAGCAGCGCCACCACCUGGACGCACUGGGCCAGUGUCGCAUGCUAGCCCCGGCUUCCUAGCGUCCUGCCAUGUCGUCGAGGGGCCGAUGGGACAUUUGGGAGUUUGCAACGACACUUUAGUCUGUGCAAUAAACACAAAAGUUAUGAUUUUUGGUCAAGUCACAAAUAUGUUAGGCUCAUAUACAGUUGGUAUUCAGUGAUGUAUAAAAUUUUGCGAGAAAAGUGAUUUGAAUGCCUGACUUCCACUUUUUUGUCAUGUGUUGAUGCGGCAGAAAGAGGAAGUUGAAAGUGCAACAAAUCUGGA
Phycodurus eques (leafy seadragon) is the source of this 6494-nucleotide messenger RNA. It is a transcript of the gene dmtf1, whose product is annotated as cyclin D binding myb-like transcription factor 1. The record is from RefSeq and is a predicted model, not a curated record. The transcript is spliced from 16 exons. Bases 998 to 2935 code for a protein of 645 amino acids. Gene Ontology annotation, biological process: regulation of transcription by RNA polymerase II. Gene Ontology annotation, molecular function: DNA-binding transcription factor activity, RNA polymerase II-specific; RNA polymerase II cis-regulatory region sequence-specific DNA binding. Gene Ontology annotation, cellular component: nucleus. NCBI's taxonomy places the organism in Eukaryota, Metazoa, Chordata, Actinopteri, Syngnathiformes, Syngnathidae.